Molecule: messenger RNA, 1790 nt
Organism: Marmota monax (woodchuck)
Lineage: Eukaryota; Metazoa; Chordata; Mammalia; Rodentia; Sciuridae
Gene: Tcf19
Product: transcription factor 19
Exons: 4
Coding region: 598-1395 (265 amino acids)
Biological process (GO): regulation of gene expression
Cellular component (GO): nucleus
Molecular function (GO): protein binding
Source: RefSeq, a predicted model, not a curated record
CCCGGGAAUUCCGAAGGAGGGGUCGACUCUGCCCGCGCGCAGAGGCUGCGCCCCUCCCUGCCUCAGCUUCCUGGCUGUCAAACUGCUGCGAGAGCGGGAGCGGGAGCACUGGCCUUUUUGAGAAGGAUAUUGCCUGGAGCACAGACCAUUCCGAGACUGCACUACGCGGGUAGAUCUGAAACUGGGCUGGUGCCGGGACGUAAAAGGCCGUUUUGCCUUGCGGAAUUUCAAGGAACUUCUUCCCGUUUGAUCCCAUCCAGAGAAGCCGGGACAUUGGAGGCUCCCCGGAUGUUUGAUGGCCUAAGGAUCCAGCUUAACUGAGGUGUCAUAGGACGUGUUCCUGUUUUUGUAUUGGGCCAGCACCCUCCCGGAAUUCUUUAGUUGCAAAUUUGCUUUGUAAUCAACUUUAUACUGCAUUCAGUCUACUUGAGCUCUGAAUUUUCACUACUCGACCUGUGUACUCAAGGUUGAAAUUACACACAACCCAACUCACUUUUCAAACUGAAAAGUUAACUAUUAAGCUAGAGGUGCAUGUCUGAGGUGUGGAAAAGGUGAUGGAUUCCUGAGAAAUAAGGUGGUGUGGAGGGGGCACCGCCCAUGCUACCCUGCUUCCAACUACUACGCAUAGGGGGUGGCAGGGGCGGUGAUCUCUACACCUUCCAUCCCCCCACUGGGGCUGGCUGCACCUAUCGCUUGGGCUGCAGGGCCGACCUAUGUGAUGUGGCCCUGCGGCCCCAGCAGGAACCUGGUCUCAUCUCUGGAAUCCACGCAGAGCUGCAUGCUGAGCGCCGGGGUGAUGACUGGAGGGUUAGUGUGGAAGACCACAGCAGCCAAGGGACUUUGGUCAAUAAUGUCCGACUCCCAAGGGGCCACAGAUUGGAGCUGAGUGAUGGUGACCUCCUGACCUUUGGCCCUGAAAGGCCUCCUGGAACCAGCCCCUCGGAGUUCUACUUCAUGUUCCAACAAGUCCGGGUCAAACCUCAGGACUUUGCUGCCAUUACAAUCCCACGGUCUAGGGGAGAAGCCAGGGCUGGUUUCCUGCCCAUGCUGCCCUCCCAGGGGGCCCCACAGCGGCCCCUCAGCACCCUCUCCCCUGCUCCUAAGGCUACACUGAUCCUCAACUCCAUCGGAAGCCUCAGCAAGAUCCAGCCCCAGCCUCUCACCUUCUCCCGGAGUGGGGGUGGGCCACAGAGCCUGCCUGUUCCCACUCCAGCUGGGGAAGUGGGUACCACGCCUGCCCCACCCCCAAGAAAUCGGAGAAAAUCAGCUCACAGAGUGUUGGCAGAAUUGGACGAUGAGAGUGAGGCUCCUGAGAGCCCCCAACCAGUCCUCACAGAGCCCAGGAAGAAACUCCGUGUAGAGAAAACCCCACUGACACCCAGUGGGAGGGAAUGACCACAAGGAGAGGUCCAUUGCUAUGGACACUGAUUCAGGGCCUGAAGCAGGCCCUCAUGGCCAAGGUGGUUUCCUGCCAAAGAAAGUGCUGCCUCUCCAGAAGUUGCCAAUGAGCUGGAAAUUCCCACUGUUACAAGCUGUAAGGCCUUGUUGUCAUGGACACCAGAAUAUAUCAUCCAGCACAUAUCAUCUGCAGAAGCUAUGCCUGGGAAGAAACAAGAGGGAGUUGCUAAUGUCCUUGAAUGGCAUCUAUCUAAUACACUCUAGGAAAAUCAAGGGCACAGUCCUGCCUGCCCCCAACUUCCUUAUACUGCUUAGUCCUCUCCCUGACCGUAUCUCUGAUCUGGCUUUUCAGAGCUUUGCUUUUAUUUCCAAAUAAAAACCAAGCAGCUUCA